GCUGCUGCUGCAUCAACUGUCUCUCUGUGUCCGCGAGCGCUGUGGAGCGAGACAGUUUCCGAAAACUUACCAAAACAUGUGUUUAACUAGUCAUUGUGCGGAGUUCUGACGGAUGCUACCCUCGUUUCACAACACGAGUGGGACCUGCAGGAGAUAACUAUGCAACCAAUGCCCGUCAGGACCAAUCAGAGCUGUUGGACACCGGCACACACACAACAUUGUAAACUUUGACUGUGGACCCUAUUAUCAAGGAAAUUCCUCAGUCCUCCCGGGUCACCUCUGUGGGUUUUUCUAUCUGGUGGUUUGUACAGCUGCACAAGCUUCUGUUUCCACAACACACUUACAAAGCACACAUAGCACACUGUGCUUUGGAGCUGAAGUCAUUAUUUGCUCAGGCCAUUGACCAUGAUGGGAAAUUGAAAGUGAAGAAGUUUGGGUCUGUUGUGUAGCAUGACCUGAAGAGAAUCUCUCUCAUUGUCCAACUGCAGGAAAACCAAGGAUAGAGCAGGACGCUCCAAGGAGAUGUGAUGGCUGCUGAAGAGAAUCAGACACAGGUCAGUGCUGCUGUUCUGGCUCAGCGUGCUUCACCUCCAUCCACCGGUAGCAAACCAGGCAGAGAGGCUGGAAAUGUAAAGGACAGCCUGAACGGACGGAGAUACUCUGACCAAUCAUGGAAUUUCAAACCACGGAGUAGCCCAUCCCUCCUGGUAUAUAGGAAGUUGUCAUGUGACAGUGGGAAAGGUACACUUUUGAACGAAGAAUACAAGAUUUUGGACUAUGGAUCAAAACUGUUGAGUAAAGAAGAGAAACUUUGUCCAGAGCAGCUGACUGGCAAGAGAACUGAAGGAAUAACUUCCAAUUUUCCUCCAUUACCUGGAAAAGGUUUGGAGGGAUCUUUGUGCCAGCUGGACACUUCUGCAGAGGGUGUGGAUGCCUGCAGAAACAGAACUGGCAGCACCCACUGCUCCUGCAACAUGUCGAGCCUGAAGAGGAGUCCACAUAUCUACUGUUAUGACAGCCACAGAUCCAGUCCGAGCCCCGGCUCCAGCCCUCUUACCAGUCCUCAUCUCAGCCCGUCUCGGCCAAGGCAACGACACAUCCGCCGCAGCAGCAUGCCCGUGUCUAUGCUGGCUUUCCACAAGACAUCAACCUGCCAUUCUUCUCAGUGCAGUACAUGCAGUGAGCCAAGCUCUUUGGCAUCAUCUCCCUGUGGUUCCCCUCUGUCCACCCACCGCCAGCAUCACCAAAACGGACAAAUCGAACGGCGUCAUCCAAACGAUGGCUACUCGAGUUUGGAGAGGCUCAAUCGAAGGCCUCGAGUUAAUAAAUGCUCCCUGGAGAAACUUUUCCUCCUACGGGCAUCUCUAGAAACAAUGACAUCCACCAGUAACAAAGAGAGGUUGUCCCCAGAGGUGAUGAGGACCUGCAGCGGGGGAAGCAGCACUGAUGAAGAGGAUGGAGACAAUGUCUGUGGUGACCCAGAGUUUGAUAGAAAUCGUAUAGAGCGUUCCACCGUCCUGGUGAGGCGCUUCUUCAAGAAUAAUCAAAAGGUGACCAAGUCAGUGUGUACCGGAACCCGAGCGAUUGUCAGGACCCUGCCGUCGGGAUGCAUCUCAGAGGAGGUCUGGGAGUUGAUUUUCCAUCGCAGGAUUUGGAGUCCUAAGAAGACAGACUUAUCGCCAAUCUUACUGUGCAGCGUGAGAGAAGACGUACGAUUCUGCAGAGGGAUACUACGUUUUGUUGGAGAUAAACUAAAGCAGGUAACCCACUAUGUGCUGGACAGAGAGGAACCAAACCUGAUCCAUCCUGCCAAAAAGCUCCUGCAGCCUCACCCUGUAUGUGUGUGUCUCGGAGAGUCAUCGCACACUUGCAACGCCAAUCAAGCCAGACUAGAUCGGAACCUCUGCACCGAUGCCCGGAGGUCUCCUUACCCUCUGAGGCUUUAUCGUGCUUGUAACCAGAGGACAUCAGUGUGUUCCCUGCUGACAGGAUCUCUACUGGAGGCCACAGCCGCUCUCGGUGCCCGUUCCACUCUAACUUACCCGAUGCCACAAGGCCCCAACGGCCACGCCGUGCUGAAAGAGCGUCAGCUGGCUAACAGUAUGAGCAGCAACAGCUCUCUUCCUCCCAGCAUCAGUGGGAUUAGUAAGGAGCUGGCAGAUGUGCGCCACCUUGUUCAGUUUCCCGAGGAGAUCGCCUGUAUCCUCACCGAGCAAGAGCAGCAGCUCUACAAACGGGUCUUUCCCUUGGACUACCUUUGUUUCUUGACUCGAGAUCUGGGCAGUCCCGAGUGUCAAACCAAACGCCACCCGAGCCUCAAGGCCUCGCUGUCAGUGCCUGCUAUGCCUACCCAGAGUGCCCAGCCCAGCAACGCUGUGGAGGACCUAGUGGCACGAUUCAAUGAGGUGAGUUCUUGGGUGACGUGGCUGAUCUUGACAGCAGGGUCCAUGGAGGAGAAGAGGGAAGUGUUCUCCUACCUCGUCCAUGUGGCUAAAUGCUGUUGGAACAUGGGAAACUACAACAGUGUCAUGGAGUUCCUGGCUGGACUCAGGUCCCGUAAGGUGCUGAAGAUGUGGCAGUUCAUGGAUCAGUCUGACAUCGAAACAAUGAGGAGCCUGAAGGACGCCAUGGCUCAGCACGAGUCUUCUGCUGAGUACAAGAAGGUGGUGACCAGAGCUCUGAAUAUCCCAGGAUGCAAGGUGGUGCCAUUCUGUGGGGUUUUUCUAAAAGAGCUCGGUGACGCUCUGGAUGGGACAGCAAGCAUCAUUAGCCUCAAACAACCUCCAGAUCACACAGAGGACUCAAUAGAGUUUGUUUCCGAGUACAGCGGCCAGCACAACUUCAUGUCGCGCUCUGGUUCAGACGGUCUGCACGUUCCAGAGAAGGAAGCUACCGUCAGCAACAUCCUCCAGAUUAUCAGAUCUUGUAAUCGGAGUUUGGAGGCAGAGGAUCCUGAUGAUGCCUCCACCAGUCCUUCUUCUACCGGCCCAUCCCUUUCAUCCCGAAACAACUCCUUCAGGGAUCGCUGCCGCAAUCAAUUCAUGGUGGGAGACUUGUCGGAUUCUGAGGGCGACCUGUCGUCUGAGUCGUUGGUGAAGGAGGUGGAGUUUCAGGGAACCGAGGAGACACACAGAGCUUUCAGCCAUGGCACUGAGCUCAUACCCUGGUAUGUGUUGUCGCUACCGCCAGAUGUUCACCAGUUUCUGCUGCAGGGAGCCACAGUCAUCCACUACGACCAGGACAGCCACCUCACAGCUCGCUGUCUGCUGCGACUGCAACCCGACAACACAACCCUCACCUGGGGUAAGCCUCAGAGCGGAGGGUCUUCCCCCUCAGAGCCACCUCUGGGAUUAGGACAGGCUGUGGUGGCAGGACUCGCAGAGGGCCUUCUGGACCUGGGAGUUGUGAAGGCAGUGUUCCUGGGUCAUCAAGGAGUGGACGUUCAUGCCGUAUGUUUACAAAACAAGCUGAGUCAGAUGACAGUCGAAGAGAAUGGUCUCAGCCUUCUCUAUGGCCUCAGUACCACUGACAACAGACUGCUGCACUUUGUGGCCCCUAACCACACUGCACGGAUGCUGCAUAAGGGCCUGUCAGAGUUGGUGAAUGCAACCAGGAAAUUAAAGAAGUUUCCUGACCAGAGGCUGCAGUGGCUGAGGAGGCAGUAUGUCAGCCUGUAUCAGGAGGACGGGAGGUACGAGGGACCUACACUGGCCCAUGCCAUCGAGCUGUUUGGUGGGCGCAGGUGGAACAUGGGUAUAGGUGGAGUGGAGAAAUCUGCUGCCCAGAAAAACAGCCCCCUGAGCAUCAACGAUAAAGUAAAGAAGAAGAAGAAGGUCCUUGUCAGGGGAGACAGUGGGGAUGCCACAGAUGACGAGAUGGUUUCCAGGAAAACACGGAGCUGUAAGGAGGGACUGUACCGAAACGGACCAGAGUCUGACAGCAUCGACCAAGAUGAUCCAGACGACAACUUCCCUGGACCCUUCUCCCUUACAUCCAAUAAGAGCCCUGGAUUGCUAGCCUCCUCUUCCUCCUCCUCCUCUUCCUCCAGCAUGGCGGGAUCUAACCAGUCCCGCCCACAAACCUCUCCCGUUCUCUCAGGAAAUACCAAGUCACAACCAGGUUCUUGGAACAGCAGGUCGUGGCACGGUCGAGGUAAAGGCUGUUUCAAAGGCUUCCAGAACCUCAUGAUUUCAGACAGCACGAUGAGCUUCAUUGAGUUUGUCGAGCUCUUUAAGUCAUUCAGUAUCCGCAGCAGAAAGGAUCUGAAGGAGCUCUUUGACACCUUUGCUGUCCCCUGUAGUCGUUCCAGUCCAGAAUCUGCUCCUCUCUACACAAACCUCAGCAUAGACGACAAAGACACGGGGCUUCAGCCAGACCUCGACUUAUUAACUCGCAAUGGUUCAGAUCUCGGCCUGUUUAUCCGAACAAGGCAGCAGAUGUCAGACAACCAGAAGCAGAUCUCAGACGCCAUUGCAGCAGCCAGCAUUGUUACCAACGGGACAGGCGUGGAAAACUCUUCUCUAGGGGUGUUGGGAUUGGCUAUCCCUCAACUCAACGACUUCCUAGUCAACUGUCAGAGAGAGCACCUGAGCUACGACGAGAUUCUCAGCAUCAUACAGAAAUUUGAGCCUUCAGCAAGCAUGAGACAAAUGGGUUGGAUGUCAUUUGAAGGCUUCGCCAGGUUCCUGAUGGAUAAGGAGAACUUUGCUUCUCGUAUGGAGGAGUCACAGAUGAACCAGGAGGAGCUGCAGUACCCUCUUUCCUACUACUACAUCGAGUCUUCUCAUAACACCUAUCUGACAGGACACCAGCUCAAAGGAGAGUCCUCUGUAGAGCUCUACAGUCAGGUGCUGCUGCAAGGCUGCAGGAGUGUCGAGUUGGACUGUUGGGAUGGAGACGACGGCAUGCCAGUUAUUUAUCAUGGACACACACUCACCACGAAGAUUCCCUUUAAGGAUGUGGUGGAAGCUGUUAACCGCUCUGCAUUUGUCAAUUCUGACAUGCCCGUCAUCCUGUCCAUCGAAAACCACUGCUCCCUACCACAGCAGCGCAAAAUGGCGGAAAUCUUUAAGACGGUGUUUGGGGAACGUCUCGUGACGCGCUUCCUCUUUGAAAGUGACUUCAGCGACGACCCUCACCUACCGUCGCCGCUGCAGCUGCGGGGGAAGAUCCUCCUGAAGAACAAGAAACUCAAAGCUCACCAGGCGCCCGUGGACAUCCUCAAACAGAAGGCUCAUCAGCUGGCCCACAUGCAGGCCCAGGCUAGCAAUGGCUCACCCGGGGUUACUUCGCCCAGCAACCACACCAAUGAGGAAGAGGAGGAGGAAGAAGACGAGUACGACUACGACUACGAGUCUUUAUCAGAUGCUGAUGUCCUCACAGCCUCUACUGCCUCAUAUGGCCUUGAAGAUAACAUCCUGGACGACAAGCCGGAGGGGAAGAGCUCGGUGGACAAAGAAGAGCAACCUGUUGAUGAAAUACCCAAGAGGAUGAAAAAGUCUGAUAGCACCACACAGAGCAAAGGAAAGGUGUUUGAUAUGGAGCUGGGUGAGGAGUUUUACCUCCCUCAGAACAAAAAGGAGAGUCGACAGAUUGCCCAGGAGUUGUCCGACCUCAUCAUCUACUGCCAGGCUGUGAAAUUCCCUGGCCUGUCCACGCUGUCUCCGGCCGGCUCUGGUAGGGGGAAGGACCGCGGAAAGAGCAGGAAGUCCAUAUUUGGCACUGCUCCUGCUCGCUGCAGCACAACAGGGGAGGUCAUGGCCCAGAACCGCACCCCUGGGAGAGGUGGCACCGAGCGGCUAAGCUGGGAGGAGCAGCAGACGUCCCCCACCCUCAACCCCCCCACCUCUCUCAGCGCCAUCAUCCGCACGCCCAAGUGCUACCACAUCUCCUCCGUCAACGAGAACGCGGCCAAGCGUCUGUGCCGGCGUUACUCGCAGAAGCUGAUCCACCACACAGUGUCUCAGUUGCUCAGGACUUACCCAGCAGCCACCAGGAUCGACUCGACAAACCCGAACCCUAUGCUCUUCUGGCUGCACGGCAUUCAGUUGGUGGCACUCAACUAUCAGACUGAUGACCUCCCCAUGCAGUUAAACACUGCUCUGUUUGAGGCCAAUGGGGGCUGUGGCUACGUCCUGAAGCCGGCAGUGCUAUGGGACCGCAGCUGUCCGCUCUAUCAGCAGUUCUGUCCCAUGGAGAGAGACGUGGAGAAAAUGAGCCCAGCCGUCUACUCUCUAACUGUUGUGUCUGGUCAGAACGUCUGUCCUGGUAACAGCGCAGGCAGCCCCUGCCUGGAGGUAGACAUUCUGGGCAUGCCCAUUGACAGCUGCCACUUCCGCACCAAACCCAUCCAUCGAAACACUCUCAACCCCAUGUGGAGCGAACACUUUACGUUCAGCGUGCACUUUGAGGACAUGUGCUUCCUGCGCUUCGCCGUAGUGGAAAACAACAGUUCCCAGACGACAGCUCAGAGGACUCUGCCUCUGAAGGCCCUCAAGCAGGGUUACAGACACGUCCAGCUGAGGACACAACAUAACGAACCUCUGGAAGUUUCCAGCCUGUUUAUCUACAGCCGCAGAACAGAGGAAGGUCCUACAGGGGGCGCUACUCCCUCAUCACAGCUGUUCAGCUCAGAGGAGAAACGUGUCUCACAGCAGCACAGGGUGACGGUGUACGGGGCGCCUGGUCCUGAGCCCUGCACUGUGUUCAGUGUCACAGAACAGACGACGGCCAAACAGCUGCUGGACACGGUUUUAGCGUUAUCAGGAAACCCUUCAGAGUACUUUCUGUGUGAGGAGAGGAUUCCUCUUCUGAAGGAGCGCAGUGAGGUGAAGCGCUGCGCUCAGCAUCGUCCUCUGGCGCCCGAGGAGGAGGUGCUCAGACUGGUCUCCAGCUGGAACACUGAGGAGGGAUAUGUGGGGAGGAUCUGCCUCAAAACCAGAGAGGAGUUUUUGCAGAACUUAAAUGAAAAGAACACAGUGCUGGAGGGGGAGGAGGAGGUGACUGUUGGGGGCAGAGAAGGAGCAGGAGGAGGAGGAGGAGCAGAGGACGACAUGUUCUUCAUCCAGGUCCAUGAAGUUUCACCAGAACAGCCUCACACUGUGAUCAAGGCGCCGCGCUACAGCACAGCUCAGGACAUCAUACAGCAAACUUUAUCAAAGGCCAAGUAUUCCUGCAGUAUCCUUUCUAAUCCCAACCCGUGUGACUACGCCCUGAUGGAAGAAGUUACUAAAGACGUCGGCUCCAAGAAGUCCUCCGCGGCUAAACCGCUGCAGCGUCUGCUACUGGAUCAUGAGUGCGUCUAUCAAGCCCAGAGCCGCUGGCGGGGAGCGGGGAAGUUCAUUCUUAAACUCAAAGAGCAGGUUGUGCGUGAGGACAAAAGAAAGGUCAUUUCUUUUGCCAGUGAGCUAAAGAAGCUGACGAGUCGCAGUCGCAGCAUGACAACCGGCAGCAGCGGAGUGGACGGCCCGGCGCAGAGGUAUCUGUCUGCAGCUGCGGGUCUGAAGGCGUGGGUGGCAGAGGGCAGGGUCGGGACAGGAAGGUUGCUACAGGCCUCUUCCUCCUCUUCCUCUUCUUUUUGGGGCCAACUCCAACCUGUCCACCUGCCCACCUCCUCUCUGACCCCCCAGGCCUGGAAGCUCCACCUCCUCAGGAACUGGAAGAUCCACAAAUGAACCCCAGAGAGAAAGAGAGGCUCGACUGACCACAUCUGAAAUUCUCCUUUUUAAGAGGCAAAGAGGAAUUCUGGGAAACGCUCCUGAAGGACUCUGAUCCUGACGACUGAGUUCAGCCCCUUUGCUCGGUUCAAAGUUGGCGUUUCUUCAGAUUUUCUUGAUUGGAAGUCCCGCUAGGCCUCACCUUAGAGUAGUGAUGGUCAUGUGGGCGAGUAGCUCUGGAUCUUUUGGUUGGAGGAGCAGCUGCUGUGUUGUGUUGUAGUGAUCAAGUUCGUCAUCAGGGACACAAAUCAAUCUCUUCUCAAUAGAAAGGAGAGAUCUGUAAGAAAAGAAGGAACAUUCCCUUGACUCCAAUUUAAAGAGGGAAGAGUUGUCGUUUAAGUUUGAGUUUUUUUCUUCUUCCACAAAUAAGACCUGAAAAAAGGUAAGAGUGCUGCACAUUGCAGUGCUGCUAACUACAAGUCUUUAAAACAUUUUUUAAAGUACCAGAGUAAAAUUCAAUACUGAGUAAAGGCUCGUGAAUCUGAUUCAAAAUAAAUGAAACACGCUUCCCUUUUCUUGUAUCUUACAAAAGAAGCACACAGCAGACAGAGGGAGAUCUGCUCAUGGAGAUGGAAAAGGAGACGUAGUAGAGUGUGAGGUGACACAGUAUUCGUCUCUCUUUCUCAGGGAGCGGCUUUUGAGGCUGAGGGCAUUGUGACGGAGGCUGACAAGCUGGCUUGUUUGGUUCUUUUUUUUUCUUUUUUUGUUGCUCUUUCCAGUGUCACAGUACUGUAACUGCACUCACAGACCGAGGCAACAAUAUAAAGAAACAUUACACUACUGCCUCUGCACUACAGGUGACGACACAUGAGCAGCAUGAUGAGGCCGUGGACAUGCACAAUAUUUCCAUGUGCAGUUACAACCUUUUUAUCACUUUGUGGCAACACUGCCCUUACUUUCCUCUACACACUGACCGUCUGCUGCUUCUUCCAUUACAGAUUUUUAGCUCUUCAUCGUUGAUAACAACAGAGGAAUCCUAUUUUAGUAACCACUGAAAUAAACUCAAACAAAGGGUUUUAAGGUAUUAUCAUUGAGAACUGCUGAUUUGAAAACUUUAGUGUUAAUUUAAGAAAAGACGUGAAGGUUGCUAAAAGCUGUCGAGUGGACUAAACAUUUGUUUACCACAGUGAAAUCUUGUCUAAAAUCUGCAAAAUUAUAUGAAAGGAUUAAGUAAUCAUUUAUGGAUCAGAAAGGAGGUUUUGGUCCAUGAAGUGAUCCUCGACUCCCGUCUGAUGCUCAAAGAGCAACAAACCAAGUUAGGAAACAACAAUUCUCUUCAAUGUGAAGUCGAACAUGUUGUAGCGCGUGAUGUAGAACAUAAUGUAGUACGAGGUGAUCAUUGCAUAAAGAUCCUUUGGAAGGACGCAGCUCGGUCUUCUCCAAACAGCAUUUUGCACAUUUUCUUUUUCUUUCUUCUUCUUCAGCGUUUUCGUAUCACUGCUCAGUGACUGAUGGACUCUUGGGUUGUGUCGGGAUGGAUUAAUGUGAUUCUUUUGUUUUUUACUUUUUAUUUUCAGCCCUGUUAAGAAUUUAGAAUCGAGAAGAACAAACUGUAUUUUUCUUCCUGUUUCAAUCCAGUCUGGACAUUCAGUCUGAAGCCACAUUACAGUUACACACAAACAUUUGACUGAUUAGUGUUCCAUUAAACUUUCAUGUGUUAGCUGACAGUUUCUGUCUUAUGGAUUUUGAAUGCAGUACCUUUAUAGAUUACUAAUAUUGAUUUAUCGUCAAUGAUGGUAGACUUUUCCUGAUUUAUUAUUGCUGCUCUUUUCAAAAUGAAAUCAAUCUUUGUGUAUUUGGGGCCAUUUAUCCCUUUUUUUGUUUUGAUGUGAAACAUUUCCAUAUUUCGAAAGAAAACUUUGACUUCUUGUUGAGUAUUUCAUUUAUUAAUACAAAGAUCUCUUAGUGUAGUAUUGUUAAAAUCAAAAGAGCGCACGUGAUUUUUAAACCUAUAGAAAAAUGUUUCAGUGUCAGAGAAAAUCAUGGCUUUUAGAUUACAAAGAAAUCUUUAUCAUGAUUAGAAACCACAGAGCUGCCUCCUGCACUCUGUUCUUACCCUACUUAGUCGAACAUUACAGAGACUAUUGUAUUUUAGAGUUUAGUAAAACUGAGCUGUACCCUGCAAUUCUACAAUUCAUUUAACAGACGCUUUCAUCCAAAGCGAUGUACUUCAUAGAGUAAGUACAACACAAGCCAGUCAGUCAGUGAGUGUAAACGAACAUCUUGAAGUCUGAUCAGACACACGGGUGCAGACAGGAAGUGACCAGAGGCAAAGCACAACAUCCACAGCUGUUCUAGACAGUUCUAAUCAGCAUCCAAACCAUCCUAGUGUUAAGAAUGAAUUCCUUAAGUAUACAUGCAGCAAAUAUAUUUUAUUAAACCAGCAAACAGUGAACUCCUGAUGCUACAAUUUAAAGUCAAAACACGAUUUGUUGUCAUUUGGAAUAAUUUAUUUUGUGAUGGUAUGAAAUGUUGCCACACCCCCUCAGAGAGAAUUGAGCUUUUUUGUCCUUUACUUAGUUUUUAUUUAACAGAAGUGCUGAGUAGUCCAGUUUGAAUUUUAGUGCAAUAGAAAAGUGAAAUAUGUUUUUUUUAGUUUUUUUUUAAUGUCUACAUUGACUCUUCCUUUCCUCCUGAGCUUGACAUGUUUCAGGCAGUCGGAUACUUUAGGUGAAUGUUAAUGAAGGUCGAUCAGAUUGUGAUCCAAGAAAUGUCACGACUCAGAAAUCUCUGUAAUUGUUUUACACUUUAAGAGUUCAGUUUUUAUUAAAGUAAAAAAAAAAAAAGGUCAGACUUUCCGAGAGAAGACUCAACCCGAGCUGAUGGACCUGUGUGAGACAGAAAGGGACAUUUUCUGUUUUAUUGUUAAUCUGUUAUCAUCUCCAUCCUUCAGGCAGAGCAGUGUUCUUGUUUCCUUUUCUUUCUAACUUGUAGACCUCAUUUCUGAAUGUAUCAUUUCUUCAUGUGUUGAACCUGAGAAAAACGUGCGUUGAUAUUAUUUAUUGAAAUGUGAAGCCCUGGUUGGCUAUUUUCUUGUUGAACUGUUGUCAGUGUAAUUUCCUGUAAGUAGUUUAAAGUAUUCUUUUUUUAAUUUAUUUCAGCAUUUGACAAGAUGAACUCUUGCUCAAACGUUUGUAGAGAUGUCAAUAAAUAUUCUCAUUUGUGUCAAACCUUCAGUGUAGUAUCAUGUGGCUUGUUAUCCUUCAGUACACAGCAGCAUCUUUGAACGUUUGUUUAGUGAGUUGAAGUAACUGUGGACAAACUGAGACUUACAGACUUUAUUGAAAUGUUGUUGUAUUCAUUAUAUCUCCUGAAUACGACAACCUGUAUUAGUUUGUUUCAUCUUUAGCAAACUGUUGUUUCCAUAAAAUGUGCAGUAUACCCUUUAACAUCCACUAUCGCUGUCAUGAUGUGGCUGUCAAGUGAACAUUUGUCUACUUGAAUUUUUAUAUGGAUUAGAAUUGUUGGAUUUGUCAAAUAUUAUCAUCACAAUAUAAAUAAAUAUAUAAAUAUGUUGAAA
This is a messenger RNA of Labrus mixtus (cuckoo wrasse), 11235 nucleotides long. RefSeq names its product phospholipase C, epsilon 1 (gene plce1). Gene Ontology annotation, molecular function: guanyl-nucleotide exchange factor activity; phosphatidylinositol-4,5-bisphosphate phospholipase C activity. The record is from RefSeq and is a predicted model, not a curated record. Gene Ontology annotation, biological process: phosphatidylinositol-mediated signaling; small GTPase-mediated signal transduction; lipid metabolic process. Lineage: Eukaryota; Metazoa; Chordata; Actinopteri; Labriformes; Labridae. The transcript is spliced from 45 exons. The coding region runs from base 528 to 7673 and encodes 2381 amino acids.